Messenger RNA from Knipowitschia caucasica, 423 nucleotides. NCBI's taxonomy places the organism in Eukaryota, Metazoa, Chordata, Actinopteri, Gobiiformes, Gobiidae. The record is from the annotation of a GenBank genome assembly.
AUGUCCUUUGGACCAUCACGGCACAGACAGGAGGGCGUUGUGAUCGCCAAUCACCAAGCAGCACAGGGACCACAGCCAAUCACCGAGCAGCACAAGGACCACAGCCAAUCACCAAGCAGCACAGGGACCACAGCCAAUCACCGAGCAGCACAAGGACCACAGCCAAUCACCAAGCAGCACAGGGACUACAGCCAAUCACCAAGCAGCACAGGGACUACAGCCAAUCACCAAGCAGCACAGGGACCACAGCCAAUCACCAAGCAGCACAGGGACCACAGCCAAUCACCAAGCAGCACAGGGACCAUAGCCAAUCACCAAGCAGCACAGGGACCACAGCCAAUCACCACGCAGCACAGGGACCACAGCCAAUCACCAUGCAGCACAGGGACCACAGCCAAUCACCAAGCAGCACAGGGACCAUAG